Molecule: messenger RNA, 1301 nt
Organism: Annulohypoxylon truncatum
Lineage: Eukaryota; Fungi; Ascomycota; Sordariomycetes; Xylariales; Hypoxylaceae
Product: FAS1 domain-containing protein
Exons: 3
Coding region: 97-1149 (350 amino acids)
Biological process (GO): macroautophagy
Cellular component (GO): fungal-type vacuole membrane
Source: RefSeq, a predicted model, not a curated record
AGGCAUAUUUCGUCUUUAGAACACAAAGAGGUCUUGAUUAUAGUACCGAAACUUUCUGAUCUUAUAGAAUCAUAGAAAUCGGGGACCAGUCACAAGAUGUUGCCACAAGCCCGGACUGCCGUGCUCCUCCUGAUGGGAAUCGCCGCCACAGCGGCGUCCCAAUCACUGCCUACUCUUGUUGAGGCCCUUGUGGCGUCCGGCGCUUCUAAGUUCGCAACCUUCAUCCAGUCAGAUCCGGAAGUUCUACAACUAUUCCUUUCCGGACAAGUCGGGACGGUCUUUGCGCCUUCGGACGUAGGAUAUGACAUCGAGACCCUGCUUGGACGAGAUCUCUCCGCCACAGAUCGACGAGCAGCAGCAUUCCAGUCAUCUCGAGCGACAACCACCUUAGAGAGUUCUAGUCGUUCGAUUCCCGGUUCGAUCCUCGAGACAAACGCUCAGACUCCGUUGCUUGGAGGCCAAGGUCAACGAAUAGUCAUCGACACAAGACCACUCAACCUCACUUCACCUACCAAACGAUGGAUGCAACCAUCUUUCCUCCGCCGUCAAUCCAACGGAACAACCCCAUCAUUGCUCAGAAUCUCCUCUGGUCUGGGAAAGAUCACCAAUGUCAUCAAAGGCGAUAUUCCAUACAGUGGUGGCUUAAUCCAUAUAACGGAUAGCUACUUCACUGAGCCUGAGUCGCUCUCGUCGACAGCCCAGUUUACCGGUCAGACAGCCUUCGCCAGUCUUCUUUCCCGUAGUAACACGACGAGUACGCUACAGAACACUCAGUCCGUCACUGUAUUCCUGCCAUCCAACGCGGCAUUCUCCGCCUCCAACUCGAGUCUUCCUGCCGCGCAGUUGGUUUCGAACCAUGUCGUCGCCGGCAGCGUCGCUUACCUACCCGACCUGAAAGAUGGCGACGUCCUGAAGACGCAGCAGGGCGAGACCCUCGCCAUCAGUGUCCGCGCUGGGCGAUACUACGUCAACGGUGGGCUGAUCACCCAAGCCAACCUAAUCCUCGAGAAUGGCGUUGCGCACGUCGUCAAUAAGGUUCUGACCCCCACGCCGGCAGUGGCAACCACUAGCGCCGCUUCGUCUAACUCGAUGAGCUUCGCCGGCUUGUUCGGGGUCGCGUUCUACAUUGGAAUGAUGGUUCUGGCUUAACCGCUUAACUGAUGUUGGUGGAGAUGGCGGAAUGGCACAAGGGAUGACUCAUAAUGUUUAAUCGUGUUUCCUUCAUCAUUUUGGCUGGAUUGAUGAGCGGGUUGAUGUUGUUCGACGACGCCAUGUAUCCUAGAUAGAUUAGGUACUUAAUG